UAGACACAUUUCAGACAUCUUGCAUUUUUCAGUCUGAAAGAACAAAUUUAUAAAAUACCGUUGACUUCAUCGGGCCAAGCGAACCCGAAAUAACAGGGCCUUUAUUGUUGAUAUUCGUGACUUAUUUGUAUUUCGAGCGAAUGCAUGUGAGGUUAUAGGUGGCUGAACCGAGAGCUCGCGUGCCAAACCACUGAGUGGAUUGUCUCUCCCGGGGCUCUCGAGCCGUAUUGUGCGUCAUUUUCAUAGCUGCAUUUUGUUUUUCUAUCGAGGCAACAUGGCAACUCCCGCCGCGGUAAAUCCAUCGGAGAUGGGCAGUGAGUUGCCGGGGCCAGUUACUAUGCCGGGGGCGGUGGUGGGGGCGGGCCAAGUGAGGAUGGGCGGAGCCAUGCCGGGCCGCGGGGGCAAGAGGAGAUCCGGAGGGAUGGACUUUGAUGACGAGGAUGGGGAAGGACCAAGUAAAUUUUCAAGGUAUGAUGAUGAUGAUCAGAUACCUGGUGAUGAUAAGGAGAGAUAUGCCAGAGAGAACCACAGCGAGAUAGAGCGGCGUCGCCGUAACAAGAUGACCCAGUACAUCACGGAGCUGUCGGACAUGGUGCCCACCUGCAGCGCUCUGGCCCGCAAGCCAGACAAACUGACUAUCCUCCGCAUGGCUGUGUCCCACAUGAAGUCCAUGAGAGGGACCGGGAACACGUCCACUGACGGGGCGUACAAGCCCUCGUUCCUGACCGAACAGGAGUUGAAGCACCUCAUCUUGGAGGCGGCCGACGGCUUCCUGUUUGUGGUCGCCGCGGAGACGGGACGCGUGAUCUACGUGUCUGACUCGGUGACGCCGGUGCUCAACCACCCGCAGUCGGAGUGGUUUGGCAGCACGCUGUAUGAGCAGGUGCAUCCUGACGACGUGGACAAGUUGCGGGAACAGCUCAGCACCUCAGAGAAUUCCAUGACAGGGCGUAUCCUGGACCUGAAGACCGGAACAGUGAAGAAAGAGGGGCAACAGUCGUCUAUGAGGAUGUGCAUGGGCUCCAGACGAUCCUUCAUCUGCAGAAUGAGAUGUGGCAGCACCCCACUGGACCACAUCUCUCUUAACCGACUGUCCAACAUGAGGAAGAGAUACAGGAACGGUCUGGGACCCUCGAAGGAGGGAGAGGAUCAGUACUCUGUGGUGCACUGUACCGGCUACAUCAAAGCAUGGCCCCCAGCAGGUAUGACCAUACCAGAAGAAGACACAGAGGCAGGACAGACCAGUAAAUACUGCCUUGUGGCCAUCGGAAGACUGCAGGUGACCAGUUCUCCCGUUUCCAUGGAUAUGAACGGCCUGACGGUUCCCACGGAGUUCCUGUCGCGCCACAACUCCGACGGCAUCAUCACUUUCGUGGACCCGCGGUGCAUCAAUGUGAUUGGAUACCAGCCUCAGGAUCUGCUGGGGAAAGACAUCCUGGAGUUCUGUCACCCAGAGGACCAGAGUCACCUGAGAGAGAGCUUUCAACAGGUGGUAAAGUUGAAAGGCCAGGUGUUGUCUGUGAUGUACAGGUUUCGUAUGAAGAACAGAGAGUGGAUGUUAAUCCGCACCAGCUCCUUCACCUUCCAGAACCCCUACUCCGAUGAGAUCGAGUACAUCAUCUGUACCAACACCAACGUCAAGCAGCUCCAACAGCAGCAGCAGGCAGAGCUGGAGGUCCAUCAGAGGGACGGCCUGACAGCCUAUGACCUAUCACAGGUGCCCGUUCCCAGUGUGGGAGGAGGGGUUCACGAGGCGGGCAAGAACACUGACAAGACGGACACCAUGUUCUCACAGGAGAGAGACCCGCGCUUUGCUGACAUGUACUCCGGCAUCUCUGGCUCUGGUGAGAAGAAGAUGAUGGUUCCUUCGUCUACGGCGGGAGGUCAGCAGCUCUACUCCCAGAACUCUCCCUUCCAGCCCGGACACUCUGCCAAGAGCUUCAGCUCCUCAGUGAUCCAUGUCCCGGGGGUGAACGAUAUCCAGCCGUCGGGAUCGUCCAAUCAGAACCUAGCUCAAAUCUCCAGACAGCUCAACCCAGGACAGGUGGCCUGGACUGGCAACAGACCCCCGUUCUCUGGCCAGAUCCAGGUGUACCACAUGCAUAUUGGUGGCUUUGGCUCCAUGUAUUAUCCUCCAUUGGAGGUCAGCUGUCCUCUUAUCAAUAGGAAGUUUGUGAAAAGAGGCUCUUCAAAAAGACACAUCCCUGGUGGCGUGCCGGCCUUACGGGACUUCACAAGAACUCUCCAAGCCUGCAUAACAGACUCAUAG
This is a messenger RNA of Salvelinus namaycush (lake trout), 2269 nucleotides long. RefSeq names its product aryl-hydrocarbon receptor nuclear translocator 2 (gene arnt2). Bases 275 to 2269 code for a protein of 664 amino acids. Gene Ontology annotation, biological process: regulation of transcription by RNA polymerase II. NCBI's taxonomy places the organism in Eukaryota, Metazoa, Chordata, Actinopteri, Salmoniformes, Salmonidae. Gene Ontology annotation, cellular component: nucleus; transcription regulator complex; aryl hydrocarbon receptor complex. The record is from RefSeq and is a predicted model, not a curated record. The transcript has 18 exons. Gene Ontology annotation, molecular function: DNA-binding transcription factor activity, RNA polymerase II-specific; RNA polymerase II cis-regulatory region sequence-specific DNA binding; protein dimerization activity.